Messenger RNA from Olea europaea var. sylvestris, 315 nucleotides. RefSeq lists its product as uncharacterized. Lineage: Eukaryota; Viridiplantae; Streptophyta; Magnoliopsida; Lamiales; Oleaceae. The record is from RefSeq and is a predicted model, not a curated record. Bases 1 to 315 code for a protein of 104 amino acids. The transcript has 2 exons.
AUGCCCAACUAUGCCAAGUUUAUGAAAGACAUCUUAUCAAACAAGAGGAAGUUAGAAGACAAUGAAAUGGUCAUGCUUACUGAAGAGUGCAGCGCAAUUCUCCAACACAAAUUACCACCGAAACUAAAAGACCCAGGGAGUUUUACUAUUCCUUGUAAUAUUGGGUUGGGGGAAGCAAAAGCGACUACAAUUUCACUGCAGUUAGCCGAUAGGUCAAUCAAGCACCCGCGAGAUAUUUGUGAAGAUAUUUUGGUCAAUGUCGAUAAGUUUAUCUUCCCAGUGGACUUCAUUAUUCUGGAUAUGGAAGAAGAUUGA